AUGAGUCUCUCGUCAUUCCUCCUUCCGGGAACCAGCAAGGGAAAGGCGAAAAACAUAGAUCAAGGGCUCGAUCACCUCUUCCGCUCGACGGCUCCCGUGCCACAUCCUUCCACAAUCACUGCAUCAAGUACGCCCGCCGCUGCUGACGCUGCCGCAUCGCUCUCGCACAAGAAGCGCAAAGCUGCGGACGCCCCCAAAGGCAAUGCGAAGCGGUCCAAACCAGAUGCAUCACGCUCAUCAAAAUCUGCCAAGUCUAUAUCUGCGAAGCCUAAGAAACCGGAAAGCAGUGAAGAGGACUCGGAAGACGAGUCGGAGCCGGAUGAAGUGGACGAAAAUGCUCCCGGCUCCGCGCAGAGCGAGAGCGAUGAUGAUGGCAAACGGAUAAACGACCACGACGCGGACUCGAGCGACUCGGACGAUGAGGGAGACCCAUCGAAAAUGAUGCAUGAGUCGCUGCUGAAAGGCGCGUCCGCGAAAACUGCCGUCAGCGGGAAGAGGAACGACGUGCCCGUCGAAGAGAUGGCGGAGCAGCGCGAUGCGCGGACAAUAUUCGUCGGAAACGUCGCGGUCGAGGUGGCCAGGUCGCAGCCGGCGCAAAAGCAGCUCAAGCGGCACCUCCUCGCCUUCGUCCCCUCCGCCAAAAUCGAGUCCGUCCGCUUCCGCUCCGUCGCGUUCAAGAACCCGACGUCUGAGCUCCCCGCCGACGACGACAAGGGCAAGUCCAAAGCUCCCCAGCCCAAACCCAAGACCCGCGAGCACGACCGCGAGCGCGCCGCGUCCUGGCGCGACGCGGACGAGGCGGCGACGGCGGCCCCCAAGCAGUACCUGACCCCGAAGGAGAAGAAGCGGGUCGCGUUCAUCAAGCACGAGAUCCACGAGCAGGUCGACGCCGUGAACGCGUACGUCGUCUUCGCGCUCCCGCCGUCUGCGGCCGCGCUCGCGCGGCGCCCCACGAACGUGCCCCCGCUGGCACCAGUGAUGGACCCGUACACGGCGGCGCAAGAGUGCGCUGAGAAGGCGGACGGGAGCGUGUUCCUCGGGCGCACGCUGCGCGCGGACAUCGUGAAGAGGGGAACAGCGCCGGGGGCGGAGGAGAGUACGACGGGUGACAGUGGGAUGGCCGGGGACCCGAAGGCGACGGUGUUUGUGGGGAAUCUGGACUUCGCGAGCAAGGAGGAGGCUUUGAGAACGUUCUUCGAGGCUAUUGUGAAGGCGGAGAGGGGAGAGCCCGGAACGAAGGGAAAGCAAAAAGCCGGCGAGAACGUGCGGGAUGAGGAAGACGACGAGGAGAGUGAGGGCGAGGGUGACGGCGAGGAUGAAGAUGAAAAUCAGGAAGUCGGGAAGAAGGCUCAAACGUGGGUCAAGCGCGUUCGCAUAGUACGUGACAAGGACACACAGCUCGGGAAGGGUUUCGCGUACGUUCAGUUUGUGGACCGAGAAUGCGUAGACGAGAUCCUCGCUCUCGACCAAACAAAGCUGAAGUUCGCCAAACGCAAGCUUCGCGUACAACGCUGCAAGACCCUUCCUGGCGGUCCCAAACUGCGUGUGGCACGGCAACCUCGCACCGGUGCUGCUUCUGCGACUUCUUCCAAGAAUCCCCACGCAGGCUCCUCCAGGCCACCACCACCACCUCGUUUCGAACCUGCAUCAAGGCAAUUACCGCGGGGCAACCCCGCUCUUGGGCAGAAGCUUGUCGGUCUCUCGAAGGAGGAGCGCAAGAAGGCGAAGGCGACCGAUCCAGACCGUCUUGCUCGUCGACUGGCGAAGAAGCGCGGCAAGGCACUCGCCGAAAAGGGCGUGAAGUCGCAGGUGGACCGGGAGCGCGUGCGCAAGCGGCCGAACGACAAGAAGGGUGGUGCGAAGGAGGGCGCGAAACAGAAGAAGAGAGUCAGGAGUGGGAAGGCGAUUUCGAAGUUGAAUACGAAGAAGUAG
Molecule: messenger RNA, 1932 nt
Organism: Epithele typhae
Lineage: Eukaryota; Fungi; Basidiomycota; Agaricomycetes; Polyporales; Epitheliaceae
Exons: 5
Coding region: 1-1932 (643 amino acids)
Molecular function (GO): RNA binding
Source: RefSeq, a predicted model, not a curated record